This is a messenger RNA of Neopelma chrysocephalum (saffron-crested tyrant-manakin), 1122 nucleotides long. RefSeq names its product ankyrin repeat and SOCS box containing 8 (gene ASB8). The transcript is spliced from 4 exons. Gene Ontology annotation, molecular function: protein binding. NCBI's taxonomy places the organism in Eukaryota, Metazoa, Chordata, Aves, Passeriformes, Pipridae. Gene Ontology annotation, biological process: intracellular signal transduction. The record is from RefSeq and is a predicted model, not a curated record. Bases 133 to 984 code for a protein of 283 amino acids.
GACCCCCUCUGAACCCCCCAGGACCCACCCCCGGGCCUCCGCGGCUCCUCCCCCGGCCCCCCCCAGUGUCCCCCCCCGGCCCCCUUUCAGCCCCGGGUCGGCGCGGGGGGCUCCCGGGGAUGCCUCCCCGCCAUGUGGUACAUCAUGCAGAGCAUCCAGAGCAAGUACUCGCUGUCCGAGCGCCUGAUCCGAACCAUCGCCGCCAUCCGCUCCUUCCCCCGCGACAACGUCGAGGAGCUCAUCGGCAGGGGUGCGGACGUGAACUGCCUGCACGGGACGCUGAAGCCUCUGCACUGCGCCUGCAUGGUGGCUGACGCCGACUGCGUGGAGCUGCUGCUGCAGAAGGGAGCCGAGGUGAACGCGCUGGACGGGUACAGCCGCACGGCUCUGCACUACGCCGCCGAGAAGGACGAGGCCUGCGUGGAGCUGCUGCUGGAGUUCGGCGCCGACCCCAACGCGGCCGACGGCAACCGCGACACCCCCCUGCACUGGGCGGCCUUCAAGAACCACGCCGAGUGCGCGCGGGCGCUGCUGGACGGCGGCGCCCUGGUCAACGCCCGCGACUACAACGCGGACACGCCGCUCAGCUGGGCCGCCAUGAAGGGCAACCUGGAGAGCGUGGCCGUGCUGCUGGACUUCGGCGCCGAGGCGCGCGUGCGCAACCUCAAGGGGCAGAGCCCGGCCUCGCGCCUCGUGGCGCUGCUGCUGCGCGGGCUGGGCUCGGAGCGCGAGGACUCGUGCCUGGAGCUGCUGCGCCGCGCCGCCGGACACCUGGAGCCCUGGGAGGCGGCGGCGGCGGCGCGGGGGGAGCGGGACCCGCGGCUCGGGGAGAGGCUGGGCCGGCUCGGAGCCGCCCCCGGCAGCCUGCAGGGCCUGGCGCGAUGCGCCGUGCGCCGCAGCCUCGGGGUGCGCUUCCUGCCCGAGGCCGUCGAGCAGCUGCCCCUGCCCACCAGCCUCAAGGAGUACCUGCUGCUGCUCAGCUGAGGGACAGAAACCCUGCAGCAGCUUCCUCAAGGAGUACCUGCUGCUGCUCAGCUGAGGGACACAAACCCUGGAGCAGCUUCCUCAAGGAGUAUCUGCUGCUGCUCAGCUGAGGGAGAACCUUGGAGCAGUCUCCUCAAG